GCGAACCUUGAUAACAAAGGUUCAACAAAUGGCAAGCAGUCGUCGAGAAGCAAUAACAACGAUACGGCACCUUCGAAGUGUGGCUCAAGCGCUAUGGCACUGGAUGCUGAGUACAUUCGCACUAAUCCGUGGACGCCUUCGGAAAUAAUCAUAAACUCGAUCAAGAAUGCUGACUCUCGAGAGUGUAUGUGA
Molecule: messenger RNA, 192 nt
Organism: Gongylonema pulchrum
Lineage: Eukaryota; Metazoa; Nematoda; Chromadorea; Rhabditida; Gongylonematidae
Source: the annotation of a GenBank genome assembly